Messenger RNA from Paramormyrops kingsleyae, 1376 nucleotides. RefSeq names its product carboxypeptidase B1 (tissue) (gene cpb1). The record is from RefSeq and is a predicted model, not a curated record. Gene Ontology annotation, biological process: proteolysis. NCBI's taxonomy places the organism in Eukaryota, Metazoa, Chordata, Actinopteri, Osteoglossiformes, Mormyridae. Gene Ontology annotation, molecular function: zinc ion binding; metallocarboxypeptidase activity.
AACAUGAAGAUCCUCCUUCUUUUGGGGUUGGUGGCAGUCACUCUGGCUGAGGUGACACGUUUUGAUGGAGGAAAGGUGUAUCGCCUCAAGCCAAAAACUGAAGAGCAUGUGGAGAUCAUUAAGGAAAUCGGAGACGAGUUUCAGCUGGAUUUCUGGAUCCCCAGCAAGGCUGACCAGGUGACCAUCAGCUCCAAUGUGGAUGUUCGUGUUGAUGCCGCCUACAUCGAUUACAUCAACGCUGUUCUGCAGCAAACCGAGAUAGAGCACGAGAUACUGAUUGAUGACCUUCAGGCUGCGAUUGACGCUCAGGUAGACAACGGGAGGAUCUCCACCAAAGCCUAUUCCUAUGAAAAGUACAACAGCUGGGAUACAAUCCAGUCUUGGAUGGACCAAACGGUGUCAGCCAACUCUAACCUGGUCAGCAGGAUGAUCAUCGGCACCACGUACGAGGGACAGCCCAUGCAUGUUCUGAAGUUAGGUAAACAAAGUGGCUCCAGCAAGCCUGCCAUCUUCAUGGACUGUGGCAUCCAUGCCAGGGAAUGGAUCUCCCCAGCCUUCUGCCAGUGGUUUGUCAAAGAGGCUGUGUCUACCUAUGGGACGAACUCCCAGAUGACCAGGCUUCUGGACCAGAUGGAUGUCUAUGUACUGCCGGUGUUUAACAUUGAUGGCUACCGGUUCACGUGGAGCAAUAACAGAAUGUGGAGGAAGACCCGCUCUAAGAAUCCGGGGUCCACAUGCAUCGGAACCGAUCCCAACCGGAAUUUCAAUGCUGGCUGGUGUACCGUUGGAGCUUCCAAAAACCCCUGCAGUGACACCUACUGCGGCUGCAAACCCGAGUCCGCGGUGGAAGUCAAGGCCGUGGCAGACUUCCUCCGCAAGAACAAGUCAAUCAUUAAGUCCUACUUGACCAUUCACUCCUACUCCCAGCUGCUGCUGUUCCCCUACUCCUACACCACGGCACCGGCACCUGACCACGUUGAACUGAUGCGCGUGGCUGAGGGGGCCGCUGCUGCCUUGAAGUCCCUCUAUGGGACCCAGUACACCUGUGGCCCUGGAGCUGAAACGAUCUACCUUGCUGCCGGGGGCUCUGAUGACUGGGCCUAUGACCUAGGGGUGAAGUACGCCUACACCUUCGAGCUGCGUGACACUGGCCGCUACGGCUUCCUGCUCCCCGAGUCGCAGAUAAAGCCCACGUGCCAGGAGACCAUGCUGGCCGUCAUGUACAUCGCCGACCAUGUGCUCAACAGCCUGUAAUAGGGCUGCUCUUAGCUCACGCCAGUGUACUACACACGCCCCCCCCUCAUUUCCUGAAAUUGGACUGAAAAUAAUUGUCAGACACGGCCGACUAGAGUGAAUAAAUAAAAUGUUGAACCUAA